GAAAGGAAAAAUGGGGGAAGGGCUAAACUUGCCUUAUAGCCAAUAAUAAUUGUACAGACCCAGGAAGGAAGUAGAAUCCGCCUAAUAUGUGUUCUCGCUUCCUCAUUCCCAACGUUUAAACGAAUUUCGUUGUGAGAAUUCGAUAACAACACACCAUACUUUAAGACACCGUGCCAAACCCAUGAAAAGAUGGGGUAUAUGGUGGUGGCGGAACACACUUCCAGUCUCUUGCAUCUGAAGAGAUUGCCUGGAAUUCGCUCCUGGUCACUACUAGUUGGUAUAUCCUCUGUUGGUCUGGCUGCAGCAUACUACAGCACAGACAGUGUGCUAUGGAAGCUGUUCUAUGUGACAGGAUGUUUCUUUGUGGCUAUGCAGAACAUGGAUGAUUGGGAGGAGGCAAUAUUUGACAAAUCCAGAAGUGUGAUAGAGCUCAAGACGUUUAGCCUGUAUGCCAAGAUACUGACUCUGUGGAAGAGAGGUCAGGAGAAAAUGAUGCUAGACAUGCAAAAUGUGAGAGAUGUGUGUGUGGAAGAAGAGAAAGUGCGGUACCUGGGAAAAGGUUACCUGGUCACGUUGCGAAUGGCCACGGGCUUCUCACACCCACUCACUCAGAGUGCAACUCUGGGUGGACGCAGUGAUGCAGAUUCAACUGUUGCCCUGCUGAAGCGCUUCCUGGGGUUCGAGGAGUUGCAGCGCCGCUGGCAACAAGAGGAAGAGUGUGAUGACAGCAGUGAUUCAGAGGAUCUCGAUGAGCUUUGAGCCUUUAUUUGUGUUGUUACCAUUGCACCCUCUGUCUGCCACUCAAAAGUUCAAUCAGUUUACAAGCAUGAGGGACUUCUGACUACUGUAAAACAUUUAACCAUUUAUCUUCUACUCCUAAAACGGACUAAUGUAAGGAUUAUGUUCGUCACAGGCAGGUCCUGUUUUGUAUCUUGUUUAUAGAUUUCAGCUGAAUGAAGCGUGAGUACAUGCAUUCCUUUUUUUCAAAUAUGUAAGUGGGAGAUUGGCCCAGGAGCAUUGACAUUAGUUGUGUGGGUAUGUCACUUUCUGGAGGUUGACAUAGAUGUUGGCAUUGUAAUGGAAUGUGACUUUCGGAAGAUGAAGCAUACACAUAUAUAAGAUCAACCUAACAAUAAAUCAAGUCAUCAACACUGUA
Conger conger (European conger) is the source of this 1156-nucleotide messenger RNA. Its product is annotated as cytochrome b-245 chaperone 1 homolog. NCBI's taxonomy places the organism in Eukaryota, Metazoa, Chordata, Actinopteri, Anguilliformes, Congridae. Bases 190 to 759 code for a protein of 189 amino acids. The transcript is spliced from 7 exons. The record is from RefSeq and is a predicted model, not a curated record.